Dendrobium catenatum is the source of this 447-nucleotide messenger RNA. RefSeq lists its product as uncharacterized. The transcript has a single exon. The coding region runs from base 1 to 447 and encodes 148 amino acids. The record is from RefSeq and is a predicted model, not a curated record. Lineage: Eukaryota; Viridiplantae; Streptophyta; Magnoliopsida; Asparagales; Orchidaceae.
AUGGACGUAUGUCAUCUUAUUCUCGGACGCCCGUGGCAGUUCGACGUAGGGGCUAUUUACGAUUGUCGGGCUAACACGUACGCAUUCGAUUGGAAGGGAAGGAAAUUGAGGCUACUUCCACGUACGGCGAAAAACGAAGUGAGUAAGACAAGCCCAAAGACUGCCUUAUCCAUAGUUUCAGAGAAGACUCUACUCAACAUGUGGCGGGAGUCCAAUUCUUUGAUGAUGUUGGUGGUGCAAGAGCCAAACAGCGACAAUGAUGUGGUGAUCGAGUCUCCAGAAGUUCAGUUGCUGCUUCAGCAGUUUGCAGAUCUGUGCCCACAGGAAUUACCGAGCGAGCUGCCACCUAUACGGGCUAUUCAACACCAAAUUGAGCUAAUACCGGGAGCAACAUUGCCAAAUCUAUCACACUACAAAAUGAGUCCAAGUGAACACCAGGCCCUGUAA